AGUCAACACACAAAAACCGUGCCCGAUGGUCAGGUGCGAAAGUGUUGUUCAACGUAACUUGCAUUAAAAUUAAAAGUACAUUUGGAAGUUUGUGAACGCGAGAAUAUCGCAGCUAAUAAGUUUUUAAAGUGAAAUAUCAACUACAUCAUUAUGAACGACGAAACUUAUCACGUAUAUACCAGAAUGGAAAAUAUAACGGAACAGGAAGAUAAAUAUUUAGCGGGCGCAAAAAAGGAAAUAAGAAACGAUUUAACCGUUAUAAUACCCGAGAACCCUUUCCCGGAAAUAGAAGUAGACGCGUAUCCCCCACUCAAAUUCUCAUGGGUCAUUCCAAAAAAAUUAGCCGCUAUGGCUUUUCCUAGAAAUAAGGAAAAUUUGCAGUUCCUAGUGAAUCAAGGUAUAACGAAUCUAGUGACACUGACAGCUGGCAAAAAGCCUCCCGUUGAUGACAUUGCCAGACUGAGGUGGACAGAAAUACCAAUAGAAGAAUUCGAACCGCCUACUUUAGAACAGGUCAAAAUGUUUAUCGAUGUUUGUAAGAAAGCUGACAAAAAUGGCGAGGUUAUGGGCAUUCACUGUCGUCAGGGGCGCAGUCGGUCUGGCGUAAUGCUGGCUUGCUAUCUGGUUCACUUCCACCGGUUCCUGCCCGACCAAGCCUGCAAUGUCAUCAGAAUGAUAAGGCCAGGUAAUUAGCAAUAGUCUUUGGAUUAGUAUUGUCCAUUUUUUUAAUUAUCACAAGCCAGUACUAUCCCACAUUUUUUAUACAAUAAAUGUGACUAAUGAGCACGCAAAUCACCAUCAUCAUCAUCAUCAUCAUUACAGCCUUUCAUAAGUCCACUACUGAACAUAGGCCUCCCCCAAGGAAUGCCACAAAGCACGGUCCUGAGCCACCUGCAUUCAUCGAGUUCCUGCAUGUCUUACCAGGUCGUCACUCCAUCUCGUGGGGGGUCGCCCUACACUUCGCCUACCGGUACGAGGCUGCCACUCAAGAACCUUUCUUCCCCAUCGGUUGUCGGUUCUUCGAGCUAUAUGGCCGGCCCACUGCCACUUUAGCUUACUAAUCCGUUGGGCUAUGUCGGUUACUCUGGUUCUACUGCGGAUAUCCUCAUUUCUAAGUUUAUCACGCAGAGAAACUCCGAGCAUAGCCCUCUCCAUAGCUCGCUGAGCGACCUUGAGCUUCCUCAUACGGCCAGCAGUGAAGGACCACGUCUCAGUUCCGUAAGUCAUCACUGGCAACACGCACUGCUUGUACAAUUUCGUUUUAAGGUUUUGAGGUAUGUCUGACGAGAAGAUGUGUCGUAGCUUCCCGAACGCUGCCCAGCCGAGUUGAAUCCGUCGAUUGACCUCUCGGUCGAAGUUGGACUUACCUAGUCUGCGUAUUUGUCCCAGGUAAACAUACUCGUCAACAACUUCGAGCUUAGUGCUCCCAACAACUACCGGCAUAGGUGAGACAUGGACAUUAAACAUAAUCUUUGUUUUGUCCAUGUUCAUCUUAAGACCUAUCCGUUGGGAGACACUAUUGAGGUCAUUGAGCAUAGUGCUUAGGUCCUCCAGCGAUUCUGCCAUAAGGACUAUAUCGUCGGCAAAUCGAAGGUGAGUGAUGUACUCGCCAGUGAUGUUAAUACCGUAUCCUUUCCAGUCCAGAAGCUUGAAAACGUCUUCCAAUGCAGCGGUGAAGAGUUUCAGGGAUAUAACGUCACCCUGUUUUACACCUCUCUGCAAUUGGAUAGGUUUCGUAUUCUGGUUCUGUACUCGGAUAGCCAUCGUAGCUCUACUGUACAAGCACUUCAGCACUUCGAUAUACCGACAGUCAACUUGGCACCGCUGAAGGGACUGCAGCACCGCCCAAAUUUCGACGGAAUCAAAGACUUUCUCAUAGUCCACAUACGCCAGGCAUAGUGGCAAAUUGUACUCCUCGGACUUCUGUACAACUUGCCGAAGGGUAUGUAUGUGAUCUAUGGUGCUAAAGCCCUUUCGGAAACCGGCUUGUUCGGGAGACUGGAAGUCGUCAAGUCUGCGUGCGAGACGAUUCGUAAUGACUCUCGAAAACAGCACGUAAACGCGGCUCAGAAGGGAAAUCGGUCUGUAGUUCUUCAAGAGAGCAUUGUCACCUUUCUUGAAGAACAAGAUCACCGCACUUCUGCUCCACGCCUCCGGUGUAAUGCCACCACGGAGGACGGAAUUAAAGAGCCUCUGAAGGACUUCCAGUACCGGUUUUCCACCCGCUUUCAGAAGCUCCGCUGUAAUCCCAUCCUCUCCUGGGGCCUUGCCGUUUUUAAGAUGCUGGAGAGCCAUUCUAAUCUCGCUCAGACUGACGUCCGGGAUAUCUUCGGAAUAGUGUCGGAUAAGACUCGCUCUUGGAUCAUUACUCACACUUGCGUGUGGCUCCAACGAUGACGUGUACAGCUGUCCAUAGAAUCUCUCAAUCUCACUCAUAAUCUCAGGUGCCCCGGAAACGAUGCUGCCAAACUCGGUCUUCAGCUUUGACAGUUGGCUCUUUCUGGCAGUCAGAUCUCUGGUAAAGACUUUAGAGCCUUGGUUCCGCUCGAUCGCUUCUUCAAUACAAGCUGUAUUGAAGUUGCGUAAGUCCCGCCGCAUGCAUUUGGAGAUCUGUCUGUUCAGAUGCCUGUAUGCUGUCAAAUCUGUUGAAGAAUGUAGCUUCAUGUCCCGUCUAACAGCCAUGAGAUUAAGAGUGUGAUCGGAGAGUUUUUGUGUUCUUCUGCAGCGGGUCUUACAGAACUUAGCUCCGACCGCAUGGACAAUUUCCACGAGCUUGUCAUUCAUAUCGUCCACUUCAUUGCAGUCUUCUAUCAUUGCUGAAAGGUUUCGGGACUUUGGAACAGAGCACGAGGGGGACGGAGCGUUGACUUCAUUAGACGAGACCUCUCCAACUUAACGUUUAGGUUCCUAACCAUUCGAUGAUCGCUACCAGUUUUCACCCUCGCGAUCACGGAGACAGCCCGCAAAUCAUCUGAUGGUAAAUCGAUGCUGGAGUCCAUAGACAUCUACAUCUACCCUCGAUUAAGAAUCAAAAUGCAGGUGGAAUGGGUCUCCGGCUCUCCACAUCUACACUCACUGUACGAAACACUAAGCAUUAAGCAUUAAGCUGCUAUUUUACGCUAGUUUUCUGUGAGCGUGGUCCUUCCCCGAUCCAGUCAACUCAUUCGUGCUACAACUAUAAUAUAGCUGCAGCUGACGGCUCUACCAUGUUAGCUCUACUUGAUAGUAAGUGGUGAUGUAGAUGAAGACCGCUUAACGAAAGCCUAUUCAGUGUUGCCUUGAAGAUACUCAAAACUUAUAUUUAUUAUUUCUAAAACAUAAUAUUCUGUGUUUCUUCUCAGACCAUCAAAGAAAGAUAGAACACCACAUGAAAUGUUCGAGUGACGCCGAAACCAUUCUCAACUUCUUGAGUCAACGUGGUUCAUCAAUCGUUCUUUCUUUUCUUUUAAAAAUCUAGUGCUGGAUGCACACUGCUGGACAUAAUAAUUUACGAGAAUGCAUUUAACACAUCAUAAUAGUUUACGAGAAUGCAUUUAAGUGCGUUUUUUACGUGGUAGAGCCAUGCUGCAGCUAUAUUAGUAUUAUAGUUGUAGCACGAAUGGGUCAGCUCGACCGGGGAAGUACCAUGCUCUCACAGAAUACCAGCGUAAAAUAACAGCUUAACACUGCUGUGUUUCGUAUGGUGAGUGUAGAGAACCGGAGGCCCUUUUACUGGAAAUGAGGCAUUCCAUCUUAGUCCUCACGGGUGACAACGCAUCUGCAUUUUGAUUUGUAAUAGAGGAUAGAUGUAGAUGUAUAUGGGCCGCAGCAACCAUUUACCAUCAGGUGGACUGUGUGCACGUUUGUCACCCUUAGCUAUAAAAAAAGUGCGUGACUGUGUUUUUGGCAUGAUUCCGCAAUGCUUUGAAAUGUAGGUUCGCAGCGCUUCGUUCAUCUUUCUUGUUUCUCUCGGAGUGUUUCCGUUUAUUUUUAACCGACUUCAAAAAGGAGGAGGUUCUCAAUCCGAGAGUAUGGUUUUUUUGUUGUAAUGCGAUAUAUUCGCAGAUUGUGAACCAAUUUUGAUGAUUCUUUUUUAUUAAAUAUGUUAUACUUCAAGGGUCUAAAUUUAAUCCCAUAUAAAUUUGGACAAAAUUUCACCCAUAAGGGUAUCAAAUAAACAAAUUCGUUUUUUGUAAUUUGAAGUCGGUUUUUACUUUUUGUUAAAAAUUAUAUAAUUAUUCUAAAUUCAAAUUGAAUUGAUAGAUGAACUUACAGUCCUUCUGAUAGGUCCUCUGGAUACUAAACUGCAGUCCAUCUGCAGGACACCUGUAACCAACUUUUUCAUACGUGGUAGAACCAUGCUGCAGCUAAGUAUAUUAGUAGUAUAGUUGUAGCACGAAUGGGCCGGCUCGACAUGGGAAGGACCACGCUCUCACAGAAUACCAGUGUAAAAUAGCAGCUUAACACUGCUGUGGUUCGUAUGGUGAGUGUAGAGAACCGAAGACCCAUUUUACUGGAAAAGAGGCAUUCUAUCUUGGUCCUCACGGCUGACAACGCAUCUGCAUUUUGAUUCGCAAACGAAGAUAGAUGUAGAUGUCUAUGGGCCACAGUAACCACUUACCAUCAGGUGGACUGUGUGCUCAUUUGUCACCCUUAUUCUAUAAAAGAAAACUUCAAACAAAGAAGACUAGCGGAUGCGUUGUUUGCUUCAUUUCAUUCAGGCAUUCCAUCUUAGUCCUCAGAGGUUACAACGCAUGUGUUCGUUAGCCACUUUAGUUUUAUAAAAAAAAAAGUAAGACAACCCCCGCGGGAACCAACAUGCUGGGCAGUGAUAUCAUAAGAAAAAAUGCAUGUCUGAGAAAUUAAAGAAAUGUUUUGAAACAAAAAUGUCCCACCAAGUUUCGCAACUUGGUAGAGGCAUGCUGCAGCUAUAUUGUAGUUGUGGCACAAAUGGGCAACCCACCGGGGUACGACCACGCUCUCGCACAGUACCGACGUAAAAUAGCAGCUUAAUGCUGCUGAGUUUCGUAUGGUAGGACCAAGAACUGGAAACCCUUUUUACUGGAAGUGAGGCAUUCCAUCUUGGUUCUUGUGGAUGAUUACACAUCUACAAUUUGAUUCUUAAUCGAAGAUACAUGUAGGUGUCUAUGGGCCACGGCAUCCGUGUGGACUGUGUGCUCGUUUGUCGCCCUUAUUCUAUAAAAAUGAUAUACUGAGGUAACACAGUGGACUAAGGUAUCUGUUAUAAAACCUUUACAGAAAUGAGAAACUUAUGCCCUUGUGUUGAUAUACGUUGCACCCGUUUGUUACUUAACCUGAUAUUGUGUAAUUAGGUGCUCUAACUGCUACUAUGCAACGCGAUUAUUCAAUAAAUCGCGUAUAGAACUGUAAUUUUUCAGCUCAAUCUAUCUUUAGAAAGUAGCUGGUACUGGUAUACAUAGGCGUAGUUUUUCAUACACUACCUUGAUAAAGUGCUACUAGAUAGCAUUCAAGUUUAUUCUUGAUAAUUAAGUUUAUUAUUUUAUUUUACUAUAUGAUAAUUAAGUUUCUAGUUUAUUAUUAUUAUUAUAGUUUUUAAUAUAGUAUAUUUUUAAAUUUGUUAAUGUAUAUAAAUAAAAUUGUAAAUUAAUUUGGUAUAUGUUUAUUCUCAAAUCGAUUUCGAUAUGUCGAACUUUUAACAAUGAAAAGAACUUCUUUCUUAUAGGAGUGUCUAAUAUUAUACGAUUGGGGAGCUUUAUUGUUACAGAUUUUUUAGUUCUUUUCUAAAUAUUUCUGGUUGUUACAGGUUCCUUAAAUUCAUCUGAACACGAGGAAGUCGUCGAGAAAUAUUUCGAGCAUCUAACAGAAAACAAUCCCUUAAGAUUUGGCGUUAGCGGAGAGGUUAUGGAGGAAUUUAUUGAAGCAGCCAAAGAGAGUACGAAAAAAGUCAUAUAAGUGUGAUAUUCUGUGAUUUUAAAAUAUUGUGAUUUAUGAAAUAUUUUUAAUUUUGAUAAAAAAAUAUAUUGUACCUGAAUACAAUAAAAUUUAUUUACUUAUG
Messenger RNA from Parnassius mnemosyne (clouded apollo), 6016 nucleotides. The record is from the annotation of a GenBank genome assembly. Lineage: Eukaryota; Metazoa; Arthropoda; Insecta; Lepidoptera; Papilionidae.